AUGCAUCUUUCCUCUACGCUCUCGGCCUUAGCCCUAGUGGCCACUACUAUGGCCCACCCGGGACCGCACGAUAUCCUGAGUCGUAGCGAGUUGAGUCGUCGCUCCGCGAUGGGCUUGAAGUGCCGCGAAAACGUCUCCCAGUACCAUGAGCGGCGCUGGAAGCGCAACAUCGACCGACGCUGGCAUGGUCACAACACCACUUUCUCGAUUCACACCGAGGCCCCCUACUUCGAGACCCUCCAGAAUGACACUUGCGUGUUGACCCCCGAGGUCACCCAGGGGCCCUAUGUGUAUCCUCCUUCGCAAACCCUCCGUCAGGACAUGACUGAGGACCAGGUUGGUGUACCACUGUGGUUGGAUAUUGGUGUUCUCAACAUGGACACUUGCGAACUUCUCGAGGACGUUCUUAUCGAUAUUUGGCACUGCAAUGCGACUGGAUCCUACUCCAGCUUCACACACCUGUCUCCCAACACUCCUUUCCUGGAGCUCCUCAAGCAGGAGGGCAUCAACCAGAGUGACUACCAAAUUGGUGUCACCGAUCUGCACACCGAUGAUAGUACCUUCUUGCGCGGGAUGUGGCCUACCGAUAAAAAUGGUAUGAUGGAAAUGAAGACUAUUUUCCCUGGAUUCUACAUUCAGCGUGCGAUUCACAUCCACGUCCAAGUGCACACUGACUGGACUCUCCGUGAAAACGGUACCAUCACCACUAACAACAUCGUGAGCACUGGCCAGCUUUAUUUCGACGAAGCGCUGGAAGAGAAGAUCAUGUCUCUUGAGCCCUAUGCCUCCCACACGCAGAUCAACCGUACCACCAACGCCGAGGACUCUGUUUUCCCUUACGAUACGGCUGGAGGCUUCAACCCUGUUGUUGAUGUGGUGCCUAUGGAUGGAAAGGACGUGACUAAGGGAAUGAUUGGUUACAUUACCCUCGGUGUUGACACCAGUGCCAUUGAACAUGGUGACAACUAUGUGGGUGACUCUUAG
Aspergillus welwitschiae is the source of this 984-nucleotide messenger RNA. Its product is annotated as intradiol ring-cleavage dioxygenase. Lineage: Eukaryota; Fungi; Ascomycota; Eurotiomycetes; Eurotiales; Aspergillaceae. Bases 1 to 984 code for a protein of 327 amino acids. The record is from RefSeq and is a predicted model, not a curated record. Gene Ontology annotation, molecular function: oxidoreductase activity, acting on single donors with incorporation of molecular oxygen, incorporation of two atoms of oxygen; iron ion binding. The transcript is spliced from 2 exons.